Alternaria burnsii is the source of this 918-nucleotide messenger RNA. RefSeq lists its product as uncharacterized. The coding region runs from base 1 to 918 and encodes 305 amino acids. The record is from RefSeq and is a predicted model, not a curated record. The transcript is spliced from 2 exons. Gene Ontology annotation, molecular function: protein binding. NCBI's taxonomy places the organism in Eukaryota, Fungi, Ascomycota, Dothideomycetes, Pleosporales, Pleosporaceae.
AUGUCUGGUGCACAGGAAAAGCCGCUCAAUGAGCUCCUCUCCCGCUCAAUGGUCGACAUCUACGUCGGCCCCGAAAACACACACUGGAUCCUCCACGAAAAGCUCCUCUGCCACCACUCGCCCUUUUUCCGCAAAAUCUUCUACUCCAAAUCAAACUCGUCAUCACGCACACAAUCCUUCGGCCUCCCCGAAGAAGAAGAUGCGCCCUUCAAGACCUUCGUCGGCUGGCUCUACUCGUCCUCUCUCCCCGUUCCACGCGAGGAGGCCGACCUAGGCGUCUGCUUCGACCUGUACCUGAUGGCUGAGAAGUUUGAGAUCCCCGGCCUCGUCUCCGACGUCCUGCAAGUGGUUAGGGAAUGGUACAAGUACAGCGACAGCUACCCCGGUCUGCGUCGCGUGCAAUACAUUUACGCAAACACCGAAGACGGAAGCCCAAUGCGACACAUGCUUGUGCACGCUGUCGCCCGCAUGAUGGUCGUUGAAAAGGGCAUUCCAGCGCAUUGGGACAAGGCACUCCGCAAGAACGGACAGCUUGCCGUCGACAUUAUCAAAGCGAUCCAGGACUGGCGUCUCGAGGAGGAAGUUGUGCCUGAUGCGCGUGAGGAGCCCGCCGAGGCCGAGGACCUUGUCGAUGUGGAACAGGAGACUGCCAAAUUGGAUGAGGAGGCGGAGCAGGAGGUUGAUGAUGACGUGAGGGCUGAGCAUCUGGAGGAGACUGCCGACGACACCGAUGAUACGGUUGUUGAGAGCCCGACUAACGAGAACAAACGCCCAAAGCCGACACAGCAGAAGAGUGGGAAAGGUGCGGAUGAUCUCAAGAGCAAGGACAAUGGCCUUGUCAAGGACUUUUCAAAGUUCAGUCUAAAGGAAAUGCCGAAUGAGAUGACUAACGGCGACUAUGGCACUCUUCGCGCGUAA